Messenger RNA from Ailuropoda melanoleuca (giant panda), 1169 nucleotides. It is a transcript of the gene SMAGP, whose product is annotated as small cell adhesion glycoprotein. The transcript is spliced from 6 exons. The coding region runs from base 1 to 594 and encodes 197 amino acids. Lineage: Eukaryota; Metazoa; Chordata; Mammalia; Carnivora; Ursidae. The record is from RefSeq and is a predicted model, not a curated record.
AUGACUGAGGUGAUCCAGGUUCCCUGGAGAAUGACACUGGCCCAGUUUAUGGAGAGGCGUGGUGAGCACGCGGAGGAGGGCACCGGAGCAGGGCACGGGGCCGGGCGAGCCCGGGGGCCGCACGCACACCGCGGUCGCCUCGGCCACGGCAGCGACGCGAGCCCAGAGCGGCCAGAGCCUCCCGUCGCGGCCGCUCGGAGCGGGUACCCCGGACGGACGGACGGACGGCCGCGCGCCGCGGGCUGCCGGGAGCCGUGUGCCGAUCUGCUGCUCCCUGGAGGUGCCCAUCCCCUUGCUGCAAUGUCUAGCCUGCUAACCACGCCUUCUCCGGGAGAAGAACUGAUGACCACCCCAGUUCUGCAGACCACUGAAGCCCUGUCCCCAGAAGCCGAGGCAAGCACAGCACUCAUUGCAGUUGUUAUCACCGUGGUCUUCCUCACCCUGCUCUCAGUCGCGGUCCUGAUCUUCUUUUACCUGUACAAGAACAAAGGCAGCUACGUCACCUACGAACCCGCAGAAGGCGAGCCCGGCGCCGUCCUCCAAAUGGAGAGUGACUCAGCCAAGGGCAGGGACAAGGAGGAAUAUUUCAUCUAACGAGUCCCGGGCCCCAAGGAGCUUUUCCAGGCUCCAGUGCUAACACACUAUUUAUUAGGUGAAAGUUUUGUCUGAAACCAGUGAGGAGCACUGAUUGAUAUGGGCAAACCUGAGCUCCCUCUAGGACACAGGCCCAAAUGCCAACAUCACUGAUGCCAGGGACACAGAGAAAGCUGUCGAUGAUGUCUUUAGCCAGGCCCUUGUGGCGUAGCUGGUUUUGGUGGCUGCCCAACAAGGCGGAGCGACACGAGGCCACGUGAGUACGUUCUCAGUCAUCUCCACUUUUUUCAAGGUCGAAGGGAAGGAGAGUUAGGGUUGCUGGCUGCUCCUCUGUCCCCUUGCCUGGUCAACUAGUGACAGCCUGAGCAGGGAUAAGUGUCUGGAGACGUUCUUCCCAGGUGCUGGAUGCCAUGGUAAAAGGCCACGCGGGGAGGGGCAGGAGACUAUGGAGACCCCACCCCCUGAUGAAUGCGUUCUAUCUCCUAAUCUGAGCCCUUCCUGCCCAUAUUCCCCAACAACCUUAUACUGAUGUUAUUUUUAUCACAAUUAAAAAUGUUCAUUGAUCGGAAAUCUAA